This is a messenger RNA of Rubroshorea leprosula, 1300 nucleotides long. Lineage: Eukaryota; Viridiplantae; Streptophyta; Magnoliopsida; Malvales; Dipterocarpaceae. The record is from the annotation of a GenBank genome assembly.
UGCUGCGGUUUGUACUUCUCUGGAUUGUCAGUCUGGUUGGUUGUAUCUUGGACAAUUCCAUUUUUAGCUCAGUAGUGGAAAGGAGUCCUUGAAAUACCCUCUGCAGCCUAUUAACUGAUGUGGCUGAAGGUCUUGCUGGAAUUGUAACCCUUUGUUAUUUUCUAGCAAAUUGCAUUCAUCUCUGUCUGACACGUUCAUUUUAGUCUGAAAUAAAGUGGCAAGUUGAUGUUGGUCUGUUAUGCCCUCAUGUUUUCCUUGAUCAACUGUCUCUCACUAUUCAACCAAAGCUUGCUGCCCAUUCCUUGCUCUACUCCUUAACUGUUUUAAAUGUUGAGAAAUUAUCAUAGAUGAAAUGGGGUAAAGCCAAGUGGCACUAGCCCUCUAUGCAGUGUAGUCUCAAUUUGUUUCCCUGAUUUUGGAUUUGGGAGGAUGUUGUCUUCUGUGGUUUUCUUUUCCUGUCACAGAGAAAAUACAUGCCUGUUUGGCAUUCAAUUUGGUGAGGUCAGUACCUUUUCGUCUGCAAAUUUUAACAUGUGGCAGAUGCUACCAUUUGUGUUCCUUGGAUGGUGAUGAGGGCUGUUGGUGUGGUUAAGGAAUCAUGUUGUAUCAAUGCUCUUGCAUCGCCUCUGGAAUGCCUGUCUUCUUGAUCUCAUGAGAUAAAUCUGUACUUUUUCUCAAUCAGCUAUCAUCACCGUUGUACUUUCAACCUUGUUUUCAAUUAUGCUUUUACCCAUGUUUGUCUUGGUAGAUGUCUCCCAUGUUCUUUGGUUAACAGGACUGGCAAUAUCAGAAUGUAAUUAGCCCAAAUAUCACAUCUGAUGUGAGUUUCUCUUCUUAUCUUCUGUCACAUGGAACAUGGUGCCAUGUCACAUUAAUCUUGCUCCUUCUCAAGCCUUUCGGUGAAUUUAAAACAGCAUACUUUCACACUUUUACGAUAACAUGAGAUUCACUGAGGCUUUUAGCAGAUAAUAUACAGACUGAAGACGUAGAGUAACAUUGCUGAGAGAUUCUUUAAAAGUUUCAUUCUUUGUACAUAUUUAAGACAGACAGUUACUCUUAUUGGAAUUACACCAAAGCCACAUUUUUGUAGGGAUGUUAUAUUAGAAAUUAGUUAGUGUGACUUGACAUUUGUGUAACUACUUUUGCCAGUUUUUCCUCCCUUCUUCUGCAGAGAUCAUGUUAAGGUGAAUAAUUCUAGAAGGCAGUUCAAGUCUGUACAUCUUUCUCUUUCAUCUGCAAACCACUGUCCUCCGUUAGUCUUGUAAAGAUUAUGUCCUUAUAGUAAAUUUAACAAGAUAUA